CGGAGCUUCAUUCACAAAUUCGAUCAAACAAAGGAGUGGGCGAGCCGGGGCCGUGAGCGCGGGGCCAAUGGGCGACCGGCCCCGGGCCCACGGCGGCCGCGGGGCGCGCACGGGGCGGCUCCGCGUGGGCCACCGCUGAUCCCGGUGCUACCGGUGAUCCCGGUGCUGAGGGACGGCUCCGGACGGGACCCGACCCGAGGGGGGGCUUCUGUCGCGGGCUUCGUCCCGCUCGGGGCUGCCGGGCUCGCUCCGCCUCGCAUCCCAAGUUUCGGCAGCUGCGACGCGGUCGCUGCCGGUGCCGGGCAGCGGCAGCGAUCGCGGUCCUGCCGCCGCUGCUGCGGAUCUCGGCCGCCCCGCCUGGCCCGGCCCGGCCCCGGUACCCCCCGGAUGCCCGGGGAGCGCGGGUAGCGGCCGAGGAGGAUGAAGGGGUACCUGGACCAGCAGGUGCCGUUCACUUUCCCGCAGCAGCCCCCGGGCCCGGCGCCGCCCGCCGGCCGAGCCGCGCUGGGCGCUGCGAGGAUUCCCGGGGAGCCGGACGUGCCGCCGGAGCAGGACUCGGAAGAGCUGUUCCAGGACCUGCGGCAGCUCCAGGAGACGUGGCUGACUGAAGCUCAGGUUCCAGACAAUGAUGAGCAAUUUGUGCCUGACUUCCAUUCAGAAAAUUUGGCUUUUCACAGCCCUCCUGCCAAGAUCAAGAAGGAGCCCCAGAGCCCCUCGGAGCUGUCCUGCAGCCACAGCAGCCAGCAGUGCCUUUAUGCCAGUGCCUAUGACCAGCUCAGAGAAUCCCCCAGCCCCGGAGUCCUGAUCCAGCCACCACUCCAGCAGUUCCCCAGACAGGACAGAAGCUUCCUGAGCCCUGCAGGGCCACCCCACUCCACAUCCAGCUGUGGAUUCCUCAGUGAGAACAGCUCUGCCUAUCAGCCACCUCUGGAGAUGUGCCAUUCCUUCCCACCCUCCCAGGCCGUGGCCCAGGAAGACUCCAUUGCCUACCAGUGCCAGCUGCCCAAGCCCUGCCUCCAGUACCCCCAGCAGGGCUUCAAACAGGAGCAGCACGACCCCCAGUACGAGCAAGCAAAGCAGGCAGGCAGCAGGCAGCAGCUCCCAGCAGCUGUGCUGGUCAAGCAGGAGCAGCUGGAUUACCUGUACGAGCCAGAUGGUCCUGACUGUCCUUCCAUGUACAUAAAUGCUGAGAGUUAUCCAAGCCAUUCAAAUACAGAAGAUCCAUUAGGCUGCAGCUAUGACAAGCAGAUGAGGUCCUUUAUUGAUGAUGUCUGUGUUGUUCCAGAAAAAUUUGAAGCAGGAGACAUCAAGCAGGAAGGUGGAGGGUACCGGGAAGGACCCCCCUACCAGAGACGGGGCUCGCUCCAGCUCUGGCAGUUCCUCGUGGCUCUCCUGGACAACCCCACCAACUCCCACUUCAUUGCCUGGACUGGCAGAGGAAUGGAGUUCAAGCUCAUUGAGCCAGAGGAGGUGGCCAGGCUCUGGGGCAUCCAGAAGAACCGUCCAGCCAUGAACUACGACAAGCUGAGCCGCUCACUGCGCUACUAUUACGAGAAAGGCAUCAUGCAGAAGGUGGCUGGGGAACGCUACGUGUACAAGUUUGUGUGUGAGCCCCAGGCCCUGUUCUCCAUGGCCCUCCCCGAGCAGCAGCGGCCGGCGCUGAAGGCGGAGCUCGGCGAGGAGGACACGGCACCUCUGUCCCACCUGGGGGACAACGGCUCCUACCUGCCAGAGCUUGGCAGCUUCCCUCCACAGCUCUACAGCAAAGGCUACACCUACUAGCACUGCUGGGAGCACUGGGAGAUGGCUGGUUGGUGCUCAGCUGGUGGCAGCAUUUGUUCGGGCCGGCACCAAGCUCUGCAUCCCUGCUUUGGGCAGCACGAGUGGAAAAUCACCUGACAGCAGACAGGGCUCUUGUGUGCUUGUGAUAAAACUCUUGCUGUGUCAGGAUGGAGCUCGUUCUCAGCUGUGCAGACAUCUCAGCAGCAGAUCAGGUGAAUGGUGCCUCCAGAUGUAUCAAACCUGUUGCUAUCCCCUCAUUGCAGAGGGAGGGGAUGCUGUCCCACCAGGGCUUUUUUCAUUAAGAAAAAUGAGAAAAAUUAUGAGAAUGCUACAAUGCUGCUGCUGACUCUGUUCCUCCUGUACAUGUCCAGAACCUCUGCAUGACCUGCUUUCAGCUGUGACCAGAGGAACUCACUCUGAAAGGCCACUCAAGCCUUCUUCCCAGGAUGGCUGCAGGACAGUGGUCACAGAUCUUGUGCCUUCCUUGAGGAAUACUCAUUGUCUUGUGCAUGCUCCUGCCUUAUCACCUCCUUGCUCAUGCCAGGAGUUCCUGGGAUCCAGGCACUCUGAGCAGGAUACAUGGCCCAAAGGCAUUUCGGGGAACCACAGAGGAGCUUGGUCUGGGACACAGGUCAAACCAAUGCCUCGUUCAGUGGAGGGAUUGUGGGAAGCAGCAAGGCCUGAGACACAGCUCAGUGCAGUGGUGUGGCUUUUCCAAACUGAAAAACUUCCUCAACAAACAGUCUCAGGAUAUUUGAAGAGCUCCCAGGCUCUUAAGUGUGCCCAUCCUGGGGUUGGCUAGAGAAUUGUCUGAGGCAAGAGGUGUGACUAAAUUUAAUCACACCUGGUGGAGGUGUGAUUUAAAAAUGUAAAAAGUAAUCUAAUCUAUUAAUAUAGGAAUUCAGACUUAAACUCCACAGAUAUUUGCAUGUUUGAGGGGAAUUCAGAUGUGUUGAAAAGGCAGCUCUAUCUGCAGUCCAAUGCAACACCUGCAACUUAACUAAACUGGCAGGUUUUCCACAACAGGAAAUGUUUAUAAUGGGUACCACAUCCUGAUUAAGAGGUGCUUAAUUUUUUAAUUAGCAGCUCUACCAUGCUCCCAGUUAAACAAGGAGCAGUACAGUGUACCCAUACAGAAAAAGUCUGUUUCCAUUGCUUUAGAUUGAUGUUUCAGCUGCUGAAUACAGAGCAUUGCCAAUCCUGCCAGCAUGGUAGCCUGUAGAAAAAAAAUUCUGUAUAUUGACUGAAAGCCUGAUUUCCCCUGAUGACUGUCCCCUGCAUGGCUAAUGCCAACCCUCCCAGCCUCAUCCCUGAGUGCAAGAGCCAUGGAAGGCAGCAUUCCCUGCCUGAGGAGAGGCCAGGCACUCAGAGCAGUCUGCUCUGCUGAUGCCUUUGCAGGCCCUGUGCAGAGACUUGGUGCUCUGACAGUUCCUGACCCUCCUGCCUUGCCCUGCACCUCCCUGGCCAGCACAGCUCCUGUGGUGUCCCAGAAGUGAGGGUGAAGGGGAACCCUUCCUCUGGUAUAAGCUGCCUUUACUAUUUAUGAGUGUAAAAAUACUAUCAUUAAUAAAUUGGUCUGGCUUUGGCCAGUGCAAGCUCA
Messenger RNA from Taeniopygia guttata (zebra finch), 3382 nucleotides. RefSeq names its product ETS variant transcription factor 4 (gene ETV4). Gene Ontology annotation, cellular component: nucleus. The record is from RefSeq and is a predicted model, not a curated record. NCBI's taxonomy places the organism in Eukaryota, Metazoa, Chordata, Aves, Passeriformes, Estrildidae. Gene Ontology annotation, biological process: cell differentiation; regulation of transcription by RNA polymerase II. Gene Ontology annotation, molecular function: DNA-binding transcription factor activity, RNA polymerase II-specific; sequence-specific DNA binding.